Molecule: messenger RNA, 3300 nt
Organism: Biomphalaria glabrata
Lineage: Eukaryota; Metazoa; Mollusca; Gastropoda; Planorbidae
Exons: 13
Coding region: 576-2336 (586 amino acids)
Biological process (GO): signal transduction
Source: RefSeq, a predicted model, not a curated record
AAAGCAACUUUAUUUAAUGUAUAAAAAUCAAAAGAAUUAGAAAAACAAAGGGUGCAGACCUUUCCACGGGACACCCAAGUGGACAUUUUUUUUUUAAAACUUAUUUUUAAUUUUUUUUUUAGAAAAACUAUUAUGUGAAAUUUCAACUAAAUUUCAAGACCACUAUAAAGGACUAUUUCUGGUUGUGAUUUUUACCUUUUUGUGCAGUUGUACAGGAUGAAAAUAAUAAUACCCAAGAAUACUUGCAAAUUGAAGAUUUAAUUCACAAUUGACAAAGUGAUCGCCAAUCUAAAGGCAAAAGACUUGUUCUAUUCAAAGGUCACUUAAGCUCUGAAUGACAUUGGAAUAGCUCUUCUCAAAUCAAAACAACAUCUUUAUCCUUUAGUUUCCAGCCUGAUAGACCACAAACAGCCACAAGUAUAAAAGAAACAGUUAACGGAAUAUCUGAAACUACUAAACAAAAUAAACAAAAAGUUCAUAGUGAUGUUCAAACAUCUUUGAAUCUAACUACAAAAAAUAUUGAAAUUUUAAAUUUCAAAAUUUUGCUUCACAAACUAGAUAUUGUUCAGGCUGAAAUGGAAUCAAAAAUAAAUCUUUUUCAAGACAAUGCUGACAUUCAGGAUAUGCUUCAGCUAGCUACCGAAGUAGUUGUGCAUUGCAUUGAUACUAAUGAUACUGAAAUAAGUUUAAUGGAAAGUCUUAAAAAGCUAGAUAUUUCUUUUCAUGACCUUAGUUCAAAAGAAAGAACAUUAUUAGGGGAUUACCUAGCUGCUAUUAUGUUUAGCAAAAAUAGUCUAAAGAGAUAUAAAUCAAUUUUAAAAGAUUCUGGACUGGAUUAUUUUGAUGAUCAUCUUUUGAUUGGUGAAAUUCCAAUGGAUUCAGAAAAAAUUCUUAUUCUUAACUUUUUUCGGAGCCUUUGGUGGAAUUUCUCUGAUGUCAGCAGUGAGUUUUGCUAUUCUCUUGCUAAAGAUGGAGUUCUAAAUGAAGUAGUAAAAGAUUUAAGAAAGCUGAUUGGUAUAUCUGAAAAGGAACUGAAGCAUUCAUUUUGUUUUGAAUCCUGUUUGGGUGUUCUACACAAUGUAGCUAAAAAUGAUGAUCUUCGACCUCUGUUCAGGAAAUACAAAGUUGUAGAUAUUCUUGGAAAUUUUCUUAAGUAUGAAAAUCUCACUAAAAUUACCAUGCUGGUACUAAUAACUCUAGCUUUGAUCAUUGAUGAAAAUCAAACACACCUUUUAAUAUCCAAUGAAUCAGUUUUCAACCUCAUCUUGAAUAUGAUCAAAAGGUCAUUGGGAAAUAGAGAUCACCGCUUUGAUGGGUUUAGUACAGUAGAGCUGAUGGUUUCACUCACCAAACUGAGUAAAAAUGAUGAAGUCAAAAAAAUACUAGUGAAAAAAAAUGUCAUAGAUCUUGUGCUAUCUAUAUUUUCUGAUGGUAUGCCUGAUGAAAUUGAAUGGGCAGCAAAACUUGUUUGGGAACUUUCUUUUGCACCAGAAAACAAAGCUAAAAUAUCUGAAAAUGAAUCACUUAUGAAUAACAUACAUAAAUUAUCAUCAAAUCCCAAUCAUCAAAUUGCAAAAGCAUGCCAGGGUGUGAUUCUUAUACUUAGCGAAGAAAAAUCAAGCACACAUUAUGGUCAGCAGGGUCACAUUAUGAUCAGUUAUUGUUGGUCCAAUCAAAAAACAGUGAUUCAGAUUUGUGAUGCCCUUAAAAGUAAUGGCUAUGCAAUAUGGAUUGAUGUUGAGAAUAUAAGUGGGUCAUCAGUGGAAGCAAUGGCCGAGGCUGUGGAGAAAUGUGAUGUAUUUUUAAUGUGCAUGUCUGAAAAAUAUAAGGAAAGCACUUACUGCAGAUCAGAGGCUGACUAUGCAUUUAAAAUGAAGAAACCAAUUAUUCCACUUCUUCUGCAAAACAAGUACACCCCUGAUGGAUGGCUUGGGUUCUUAUUGGGCUCAAAAAUAUUUUUUGAAUUUACAGGAAAAUAUGACUUCAAUGCCAAACUAGCAGAUCUUUUAAGAGAAAUUGGAGAAAGGGGAAAGAUCAAGAAAAAAGUUAAUGGCAAUAUGAUGGUGUCAAAUCUGCAACAAUCACUUAAUUCUCUGCCACCAGCUAGGAACCAGGACUUUGAUGUGAAUGAUUGGAUAGUGCAAAAUAAUCUUUCACAAUUCACAUGUAUCACUAAUUUGUCUUAUCAGCAUUUGUUGUUUUUAAAGAACAUCUCAUUCAGGGCACCAGAGUUUUAUUACAAUUUUAUUUUUAAGUUUAUAAAUGGAACUGUCACAGUUGAACAAAUGAACUCCCUGAUGCAAAUACACAACGCCAUGGAUAAAAUAAAAAAUUAACAAAAAUAUGAAGAAAAUGUAUAAUGUAAAUUGAUAUUAAAGUGAUAAUACAGUGAAUGUAUUUGUAUUGUAGAUUUAAACUAAUUUGAUUAUUUACUUAGCCAUUUAUAUUAUAUAUGCUUCUACAACCAUCAUUAUCAUGAAACUCCAUGUGAGUGAAGGCUUGUGAGGUUCCAUUCCUUGAUUGCAAAAAACCUGCUGUUGUCAUCAUGCAGGUCAAGAACAUGUGGUUUACCAGACCUGUCAAGAUGGAAUUGAGCAAGUCUAGGGCAGUCAAAAAGAAUAUAAAUAACCAGACGUAGGCGGUGAAAAUCUAAAUCGACCACUGGCAGACAAUAGUUAUACCUGCCCUGAAUGUGGCAAAAUAUUUAGGUCACAGCUGGGGCUGCGUCGCCUUGGGAGAAAUUGCCUUCCUCAUUAAUUUUUGAACUCAAAGACUAGCCUUAUUAUUAAAUGUUUUAUUGACAGACUGCAUGUGAACUACAUCUUUGCAAGACAUUUCUUUUAUAUAUUUAGAAUGUGUACAUCAUUUAUCUGUAAGCCUUUGAAUAUGUGAUAAUAUAUUAUUUGUUGUUUUUAUUUCUAACCAGAUUUUUUGUUGUUGUUGUAAAGAAAUUGUCUGUUUUUAAAGCCCACUUCUUAUAACUAUUAUCUCCCAUUUGUUUCUCCGGAUAUGGAUAUUUUUUUUUCUUACUAUAUAUGAUAUUGUUUCUCAGGAUUUAUUUUUACAUUAUGUGAUAGUAGUAAUUUUACAUGAAAAUCAAUUUUCAUUAACAGUAAACAUUUUAUUUUACUGUAUUAUAACUUAUUUUUAAGAUUUCAUUAUUGUUAAUCUUUAUUUUUAAAUUUUCAUAAAGAGAUUAUAUUUUGUAAUCGACUAUUGUAUCUUAUAUUUAUUGAUAUUAAAUUUGAGAGAUUUAAAUUUUGUUUUCAUUAUAUAGAUUUUUAAAAAUAUAUUUAGUAU